AUGGAUAGCCACACCAUCCAUAGGAUUGUCAAGACGAUCUGCGGCGCCAGAUACGAAGUCAUCAUCAAGGACUUGGCCACGAGAAAGCACCUUGUCCCGUCCCUGAGUGACACCGCUCCUCAGCUCGCCGUAGACGCAACCCUACCUAGGACAGACUUCGGGGUAUCCAAUACUCCUCACAAACACAUGCUACUUUGUCAAUCGGGGCAAAAGCUUCCUCGUCUUUGUGAAAUGAUUUCCGUGGUAAGGAACUCUAUUCGGAAUUCCGUGAAGCAGUGUGCGUCCCCAAAACGAGCACGUUCCAAGUCCUCUCUUGCUGUCUGUCCCUUCAGCGAAGGGUCACAGGACAGGGGAUUUAUGGGCAGCCCCGAGGAAGGAGGUGCCGACGUGGACGUAGAGCGUGGCCCUGUGGUCGCCACUGUAGACGAGGCUUUUCUAGGCGUCGACAGCGACACGGUGGUAUCGUCAGAGAGGCCAUUUUCUGAAAUGCCAAGUCCUGGUGGAAUUAGAGACAUUCCCAUUGUCGGAACACUGUUUCAUUUUAAACCUUUCACUGACUACACAAUUCCUACGUUGAACCGUUUAUUCGACGACCUUCACGACAGGCACGGGAAGAUCUACCGGCUCCGGCUACCCCGGUGGAUGGUGAUCAUUGAGGACCCGGAGGACAUGGAGACAGUGUUCAGAAAUGAAGGACAGUACCCCGUGAGGCCGCCCUUCGACAUUUACAGGACGUACGCCAGGCGUAGGAACCUACCCCCGAACGUCGGACACAUAGACGGCGAGGAAUGGAAGCGACUGCGUGGUCGAGUCCAGAAGAAGCUGUUGAGGAAGGACUCCGCCAGCAGAUACAUCACUGGACAGUCCAGAGUGGUGGACGAGCUGGUUUCGCGGCUCAAGAACAAGGCGAUGACUCCGCAAGAAAUCAACGACAUCUUCUUCAUGUUCUCCAUUGAAGCUAUUGCUUUGGUCUGCCUUGACAGACGCCUGGGUUUUCUGUCCGACAAAAUUCCGCCUGAGCACGAGGUCUACCUUAACGCCAUCAAAGAGUACUUUUCCGUGCUGGCAUAUCACCUGGGAUCCUUACCACUGUACAAGUGGUUUCCCACCCCCAUGUACAAGAGGUUCGAAUCGGCGGCAGACACAGCAUCCAGAUUUUUGGGCAACCAGAUCCGUAAGGCAUUAGACGAUUAUGUGCAUUUGAAAAAGAACGAAACGUGGAAGAAAUCUCGGCUGUCGUUUCUGCAAACCCUGCUCGAUUAUGGAGACUUGUCAGUGGACGAAAUUUCCUCACUGAUGCUGGAUCUUAUGACUGGAGGGACAGACUCUACAGCAAAGGUGAUCCAGGCCAUAUUGUACCAAUUGGCUUUAAAUCCUGAGAAACAGAACAAGCUGUUUGAGGAAAUCCAUUCUUUGAUUGGUCAUUCGGGAAACUUGAACACUGAAGACCUAGAUAAAUUGAGGUACCUGAAAGUCUGCAUCAAAGAAACAUACAGACUACAGUUCCCAACGCCUAUUGGAACAGGAAGAGUUUUACAAACUGACCUGGUGCUCGGCGGAUACAAGGUUCCCAAAGGAGUGACAGUGAUGUGCAAUAACCCGAGGUUGCUGAAAAACCCAAAGUACUUUCCAGACGCAGAAGAGUUUAUACCCGAACGGUGGUCGCGUAAUGAGUUGGGCCAGAGACAAUCUUCCAUUCCCGCCAUGGCCAUGAAGCCGUUUGGUUUCGGAACUCGUAGUUGUAUUGGGCAGAGGUUUGCCGAGACGGAGACAUUACUGGCCAUUGCUAAGAUUAUACAGAAUUUCCACGUAUCAGUUGACCGAAAUGUCAAAGAACCGGAAGUGAUUUAUACGCUAUUUUCAACGUUCAGUGAACCUCCCCAAUUUAUUUUUACCCCUCGCCAAGACACUUCGUGCUAAGAGACUCCGUAUAUCGAGACAGUCACACGCUUCACUGGACUACAAACACACAUAUCCAUAAACAAAGUUACACCAGAGAAGACUGCCAAGGGACAUCGAAUUCUGGUGAAAAGUGUUGUGUACAUAUGACGUUAGAAACCCAACGAGUACAUAUAUUUACUUAAACAAUGCUAUUUGUGUAUACUAUUUAAAAGAUAUUUAAAGAGUAAUAUAUUUGUGAUAACCAGUGUUAUGAUUAUGUGAAGUUAUUUUAUAGAUUUGUUUUUCAAAAUAUAUGUUUGAGACAGUGCUAUUGUUCAUAUUUAAGCAGAUUGUUAUUUAUUUCAAAGAAUCAUUGUUAUAUAUGGGAAUUCGUUUAUUGAUUUAGAAAAAAAGUACAUAUUUAAAACGCCUAUUAUUGUUAUUUUAUAGAUAUACAAAAUAGUAUUUAUUUCAUAUAACCUGCUUAUAAUCACAACCAAAUAGUUCAUUUUGAUUUUAUUGUUGUUAUUCGGGGGAAGAUCAGGGAUUUGACAACCGGCCUUGGUGGUGUCGUGGUUAAGCCAUCGGACUACAGGUUGGUAGGUAGAGGGUUCGCAGCCCAGAGCGAGUUUUAACGACUCAGUGGGUAAGUGUAAGGCCACUACACUCUCUUCUCUC
Messenger RNA from Gigantopelta aegis, 2559 nucleotides. RefSeq names its product cytochrome P450 10-like. Gene Ontology annotation, molecular function: monooxygenase activity; heme binding; oxidoreductase activity, acting on paired donors, with incorporation or reduction of molecular oxygen. The record is from RefSeq and is a predicted model, not a curated record. Lineage: Eukaryota; Metazoa; Mollusca; Gastropoda; Neomphalida; Peltospiridae. Bases 1 to 1920 code for a protein of 639 amino acids. The transcript has 11 exons.